Messenger RNA from Lolium rigidum, 3255 nucleotides. RefSeq names its product phytosulfokine receptor 1-like. Gene Ontology annotation, cellular component: plasma membrane. Gene Ontology annotation, biological process: hormone-mediated signaling pathway; protein phosphorylation. Lineage: Eukaryota; Viridiplantae; Streptophyta; Magnoliopsida; Poales; Poaceae. Bases 1 to 3255 code for a protein of 1084 amino acids. The record is from RefSeq and is a predicted model, not a curated record. Gene Ontology annotation, molecular function: protein binding; ATP binding; protein kinase activity. The transcript has a single exon.
AUGGGGCGAAGCAGAGGUAGUGCACUGGUGGCAGCGCUGCGAUUGCUGCUGCUGCCGGCGAUCCUGCUGCUGUCGCGGUGCCGGACCGGCGCGGCGCAGUCCUCGCCUCCCUGCGGGUCCGGCGACCUCGACGCACUGAGAGGCUUCUCUGCUGGCCUCGAUGCUCCGGUCGCCGGCUGGCCUGCCGCGCCCGAUGAAGGCUGCUGCGCGUGGCCCGGCGUGCUCUGCUCCGGCGCGUCCGUCGUCGGGGUGGUGCUGCCCAACCGGACGCUCCGUGGGAAGGUGUCCGCGUCGCUCACCGACCUGACGGCCCUCCGCGUGCUCAACCUCUCAGGCAACGCGCUCCGCGGCGCGCUGCCGGCAGGCAUCCUCCGGUUGAGCUUCCUGGAGGCGCUCGACAUCAGCUCCAACGCGCUCGCCGGCACGCUUACCUCCCUCUCCAUCUCGCUCCCGGCAAUACGCGUGUUCAACGUGUCGUACAACGCGUUCAGCGAUGCACUGCCGGUGCUCCCCGGCGGGGCGAACCUCACGGCGUUCGACGCGUCAGGCAACGGGUUCUCCGGCCCCGUCGACGCCGCCGCGGUGUGUGCCUCGUCGCCGGGGCUGCAGGUCCUACGGCUGUCCAUGAACAGGCUCUCGGGUGACUUCCCAGCCGGGUUCGCCCAAUGCCGGUCGCUCACCGAGCUCUCGCUCGACGGGAACGGCAUCACCGGCGCCCUCCCCGACGACCUCUUCGCCGCCACGUCGCUGCGGAUCCUCGUCCUCCACACCAACUCUCUCUCCGGCGGGAUCUCCUUGGGGCUCCGUAAUCUCACCGCCCUCGUGCGGCUCGACCUCUCCUUCAACGCCUUCUCGGGCGCGCUGCCCGAGGUGUUCGACGCGCUCGCCGGCACGCUGCAGGAGCUCUCGGCGCCCAGCAACCUGCUCAACGGCAGCCUCCCCGCCACGCUCUCGCUCUGCGUCAACCUCCGCGUCCUAAACCUCCGCAACAACACGCUCGCCGGCGCCAUCGGCCUCGACUUCCGCGCCGUGAACCGCCUCGUGUACCUCGACCUCGGCGCCAACCGCUUCACGGGUCCCAUCCCCGCCAGCCUCCCUGAAUGCGCCGGCAUGACGGCGCUCAACCUCGGCCGCAACCGCCUCACCGGCGAGAUACCGCCGUCCUUCGCCGCCUUCCGGUCCAUCUCAUUCCUCUCCCUCACCGGCAACGGCUUCUCCAACGUCACGUCGGCAUUAAUGAUACUGCAGCGCCUGCCGAACCUGACGAGCCUCGUGCUCACCAAGAAUUUCCACGGCGGCGAGGCGAUGCCGGAGGCCGGGAUCGACGGGUUCACCAACAUCCAGGUGCUCGUCAUCGCCAACUGCGAGCUCACCGGCGCCAUCCCGGCAUGGAUCGCCGGGCUCAGCAAGCUCAAGGUGCUCGACAUCUCGUGGAACAAACUCACCGGUCCGAUCCCGCCGUUCCUCGGCGAGCUCGACCGCCUCUUCUACAUCGACAUCUCCAACAACUCGCUGCAGGGAGAGAUACCGGCGAGCUUCACGCGGAUGACGGCGAUGCUGGCUGGAAACGGCAGUGGCAACGACGAGGACAGGACGGUGCAGGACUUCCCGUUCUUCAUGCGCCGGAACGUGUCGGCCAGUGGGCGGCAGUACAACCAGGUGAGCAGCUUCCCGCCGUCUCUGGUGCUGGCGCGGAACAACCUCACUGGCGGAGUGCCGCCGGCGAUGGGUGCGCUGGCCAGGUUGCACAUCGUUGACCUGAGCUGGAACGGCUUCUCGGGGUCCAUCCCGCCAGAGCUGUCGGGGAUGACAAGCCUCGAGUCCCUCGACUUGUCGCACAACGCGCUCUCCGGCGCCAUCCCGCCGUCGCUGACGCAGCUCACCUUCCUCUCCCACUUCGCCGUCGCGUAUAACAACCUCUCCGGCAAGGUCCCCGUCGGCGGCCAGUUCUCCACCUUCUCGCACGUGGACUUCGCGGGUAACCCGUUCCUGUGCGGCAUCCACGUGCGGAAGUGCGACCGGAAUCAAACCGCGGGCGGCGCGGCCGGGAGCAGUGGCCGCAGGAGGAGCGCCGCCAGCGCUGGCGUCGUGGCGGCGAUAUGCGUGGGCACGGCGCUGCUGCUCGCCGUGGGCCUCGCCGCAACAUGGCGAGCGUGGUCGAGGCGACGGCAGGAGGACAACGCAUGCAGGGUGGCCGCCGGCGACGAGAGCUGCGACGACUCUUCGUUCGAGGCGACCAGAUCGUCCACCCUGGUGCUCCUCUUCCCAAGCGACGACGACGAUAGCGCCGACACCGAGAGGACGACGGUGAUCACGCUGGACGAGGUGGUGAAGGGGACGGGCGAUUUCGAUGACUCGCGCAUCGUGGGGUGCGGCGGGUUCGGGAUGGUGUACCGCGCGACGCUCGCCGACGGGCGCGACGUCGCCGUGAAGCGCCUCUCCGGGGACUUCCAGCAGAUGGAGCGCGAGUUCCGCGCCGAGGUGGAGGCGCUCUCCCGCGUCCGCCACCGCAACCUCGUCUCGCUCCGCGGCUACUGCCGCGUCGGCAAGGACGUCCGCCUCCUCAUCUACCCCUUCAUGGAAAACGGCAGCCUCGACCACUGGCUCCACGAGCGCGCCGGCGCCGACGUCCUCCCGUGGCCGGCGCGGCUGCGGGUGGCGCGCGACGCGGCGCGCGGGCUGGCGUACCUGCACGGCGGCGGCAAUGGCGCUGGCGCGUCGAGGCCGCGGGUGAUGCACCGGGACGUGAAGUCGAGCAACAUCCUGCUGGACGCGGGCAUGGAGGCGCGGCUCGCCGACUUCGGGCUGGCGCGGCUCGCGCGCGGGAACGACGACACGCACGUCACCACGGACCUGGUCGGCACGCUGGGGUACAUCCCGCCGGAGUACGCCAGCUCGCCGGCCGCCACGUACCGGGGCGACGUGUACAGCAUGGGGGUGGUGCUGGUGGAGCUGGUCACCGGGCGGCGGCCCGUGGACAUGGCGGCAAGGCUCGGCGCGCGGGACGUCACCGCGUGGGCCGUGCGGCUGCGGCGCGAGGGGAGGGGCCAUGAGGCCGUCGACGCCGCCGUGUCAGCUUCUUCGGGGAAGCACCGGGAGGAGGCGGAGAGGGUGCUGGAGCUGGCGUCCGCCUGCGUCUCCGAGAACCCCAAGGCGCGGCCCACGGCGCACCAGCUUUUCGAGCGGCUCGACGCCAUCGCCCGCACCGCCGCCGACCCGGAGACGACUUCCUCCGACGAGCAGCACGCAUGGUAG